GUUACCAGGUCCAUGAACGGUGUGGAUGUGCUAUGCGUCUGACCCAUGGUCUUCCAUGUGCUUGCCAGAUACAUGAUUCGAUAGUUGCACAGACAGGAUUGUAUAGCAGCCAAAUUCAUUCUUUCUGGAAGAUACUGGUUAUUGGUGAUGGUGUUAACAUUCCUGAAGUGGUAAAUGAUUCGACCGAGGAGGCUGCACAUUUUCGGUCCCUAAUCGACGAAGUCAUGGAAAGUGACCCGGCCGUACGUCGAAAUGUAACGCGAAUCAUUGAAGAGGAGCUACAUCCAGAUCAUUCACACCUUGAAGAACCACAUAUCAACCUUAACACUCGUGGUCGACCGAAAAGAAAUAACACCAGGCGUGAUCGUAGCUAUUUCGAGCAUGUGAACCGUCAACACACUCAAUGUGGUGGUGACCCAGAACCAGAUCCAAGUGACAUUAGUCAAUGCAGGUAUUUGAACUUGCUUCCAGCCCCAAUGUUGCCGUACAUUUCGUCUUGGAAGGAUGUCAUUGGUGAUGGGAACUGUGGCUUUCGUUGUGUUGCCGACUUCUUCUUUGGCGAUCAAAAUAAGUGGUUUGAACCCAUGCAUCACAGUCUUACCGCUUAGGGCACGCAACGGGGUUCGGUCACCGACUCGAGAGUUUGUGAUUGCUACAGUUGGUGGAU
Messenger RNA from Chenopodium quinoa (quinoa), 667 nucleotides. RefSeq lists its product as uncharacterized. Bases 33 to 608 code for a protein of 191 amino acids. The record is from RefSeq and is a predicted model, not a curated record. The transcript has 2 exons. NCBI's taxonomy places the organism in Eukaryota, Viridiplantae, Streptophyta, Magnoliopsida, Caryophyllales, Amaranthaceae.